Molecule: messenger RNA, 4179 nt
Organism: Eupeodes corollae
Lineage: Eukaryota; Metazoa; Arthropoda; Insecta; Diptera; Syrphidae
Gene: esn
Product: protein espinas
Exons: 6
Coding region: 270-3668 (1132 amino acids)
Molecular function (GO): zinc ion binding
Source: RefSeq, a predicted model, not a curated record
UGUCUCUCUAUACUCUAUACAAAACUUCAGUUCAGGUGAACGCCAUGCUGAAGCCGAUGAUCAAGCCAUGCACUUCUCGUUUGGCUGGGCGCAGCGAAGUCUCUUGGAAUUCCUAGCGUUUCAGUCGAUACUUAGACGUGGCCGCGUGCGGUGUUUACACACAGUUUUAUGAUAUUCUCUUCAGCGUCGCGUCGGCACUGUUUGUCUUUUAAGAUACAUAUUUUUUGUUUUUGUUUUUAUUUAAGAUACAUGUAUCGAGAUACAAAAUAAUGUCGAAUGCAAUGUUUAAUCAAAAUAAGCCCGUGGCUCGGAGGGCGACUCUUAUGGCGUGCAAGAAUUGGUGGAAGGUGUGUUUCUUGCACAACGACCAAUUGAAAUUCUUUCAGAAAGUGUACGGUAGACCUCUGACCCUAUCGAUAUGUGACAACGAUAACAAUAACUCGAAAAGUGAAAGUCUCCAAUAUCAACAGCCGGGCAGUUUAACCCCAACUCCCUCGCUCUUUCCCAAGAACAUGCCUAGCAUCCGUAGAAAGGGUAAGGCUAGCGCCAAAAAUGAAAACCCACAGACGACAGCGGCGUCGGCGGUGGCGGUGCCAUCGUCGUCAUCUGCAUGUAAUUCAACGCGAACCUCUCCCAGAUCAGUGAAAUCCCGGAAUCGUCAUAAACGAUCCCAUAGUGCAACAAGUUGCCAACCAGGUAGUCGGCCAAGCAGCCAACCAAAUAGUCGCGCCAAUAGUCGGUCAAAUAGCCGUUCAAAUAGUCGGUCUAAUAGUCGCUCGAAUAGUCGUUCAAAUAGCCGUUCGAAUAGUCGACCCAACAGCCGCGCCAGCUGUUCAGAGCCAAUUGUUGCAAAUGCCAAAGUUGCUAUUCUCGACGAUACAUUCCUUUCGUCGGGAGUCUCCUGUUCAGGGGAGACUUAUUCCGAUCAGAGUGUGUGUAACGAAGAUGUGGAUGCCCCUUGGCAGUCGCAGCAACCAAAUGCUAACGCGAACGCGAAUAAUGAUGAUAUCAGUCAUGAUCACCAAAAGGAUCAUCAAACUUUAAUGGCUGCUGAAGUCGAAGUUGAAGUUGAAGUUAAAGCUGAAGUCGAAAAGAACAAGAAUAAGAAAAGUGACCAAAUCAAAAUGGCUGUUAGUCGAAUGAAAAGUCGAAAUUCUGCUGACAUGGAUGAUGUUGAUAAACAUAAACAACAACAGCAACAAAAACAACAAAAAACUAAUAAUAUUUUGUGCGCGUGUGACCGAAACAUGCGAUUCGAAGAACAUGACCUGCGAAACUUGUUUGUGCGGCGCAAUCGGAGUGCCCUGUGGGUGCAACAUUACAAUUAUUUUAAUUUGAACGUGAAUGAGGCCGAAUUGCAGUUGAGUGAUAUCGAAGAGCAAUUGGCAACGGUUAAUAGUUUGCAACAGUGUGGAUUAGUUGCAGGCUUGAAUGACAAUGAUUUAUGUUCUAACCAAGCCAAAGUAAAUGCCAUGGAAUCAACAGUCUUCUUCACACAAACUCAAAGCGAACAAGAUCUUCAUCGACUUAAUGAAACACCAUCUUCACUACUUGUCGACCAUCAACUUCAACUACAACUUCAACCAGAAUCCCAACAAUGUUCCGACAAUAACCCUGAACUACUUUUACGAUCUCUGGAUAGUAGUAGUUUCAGCAGUAGUGCAAAUAAUAGCACGACAACGUCUGUGUCGGGACAUUUUUUGCCACCACUCCAAAGAAGAUGCUUGCCGCCACCAAAUCUGCCCCUAAGUGCAACCUCGUCGCCACUUAGAGGUAAUUACAAAAGUUAUCAUCACAAUCAUCAGAUAGACUUCCAGAGGAAUUCACAGUCGGACGAUGAUAGUGGUUGUGCCCUCGAGGAGUAUACAUGGGUGCCGCCAGGAUUGAGACCAGAUCAGGUUCGAUUGUAUUUCUCGCAACUUCCGGACGAUAAAGUUCCUUACGUUAAUAGCGCUGGCGAAAAGUAUCGGGUGAAGCAAUUGUUGCAUCAACUUCCGCCGCAAGAUAACGAAGUUCGAUAUUGCCAUUCGUUGAGCGAUGAAGAACGAAAGGAAUUGCGGAUAUUUUCAGCACAAAGGAAACGCGAAGCUCUUGGUCGUGGAGCAGUGCGAUUACUUUCAGAUGAAAGACCAUGCAAAGGGUGUGAAGACCAACUCUCACCCGGUGAUAUUGUUGUAUUUGCCCAGAGGCUCGGAGCAAAUGUUUGUUGGCAUCCAGGAUGCUUUGUGUGUUCGGUAUGCAAGGAAAUCCUUGUGGAUUUGAUAUAUUUCUAUAAGGAUGGAAGCUUAUUUUGUGGCAGACAUCAUGCUGAAACCAUGAAACCACGAUGUUCAGCUUGUGAUGAGAUUAUCUUCUCCGAUGAAUGCACUGAAGCUGAAGGAAACACAUGGCAUAUGAAGCAUUUUGCCUGCUUCGAAUGUGACCACCAGCUUGGGGGGCAGCGUUACAUAAUGCGUGAUGGGAAACCUUUCUGUUUGACCUGUUUCGACACCAUGUUUGCGGAGUACUGCGAUUAUUGUGGGGAAGUUAUUGGAGUGGAUCAGGGUCAAAUGAGUCACGAUGGCCAGCACUGGCAUGCUACGGACCAGUGUUUCUCGUGUUGUACGUGUCGCUGCUCGCUGCUUGGAAGGCCUUUUUUGCCGCGAAGAGGAACAAUUUACUGUUCAAUUGCGUGUAGUAAAGGUGAGCCACCAACGCCCUCGGACAGUUCUGGUCCAGGACCCAGACUGACGAAACGCUCUUCAUCGCAUACUGAAGGACAAGGAGCAAAGUCUCCUCGAGCAUGCAAACGAUCCAACGCAAACCAAAAAGACUCCGUUAAUAGGAAUCUCGAUAGACUGAUACUCGAACGGAACAUGGAAAAAGCAGUCCUCGACCAUGAUUCUCCACUCAAAGAUCACCGGAGAGAACCCAUCGAUCUAUCCGAGUUAGGAGUGAGUCUGGAUAAUUUGCGAUCAAGUGAACGAACUGAUUUUCCCGAUCAAAACCUAACCUCAUCCCUUCCCGAAUUGUUGCUUUCAAAGGCAGAAGACUCCCACAGCUACCAAAGUAUAGAUAAGAUAAUCAUCAACUCUCCCAGUGCCUCUGAGCUGACGCAGAGCACUCAGGAGCUUACACAAAAUGACAACGAAGAUGUCGACAACGAAAAUGCCAACAACGAAAUUCCACACGAUCCCCGUGGGAGUCCUGGAGAUAACGACGACGACGAUGAAGGCGAUGACGAAAAUAACUACCACCCCCAUCACCACAACCAUCACCAACAUUCACACAACCUUGCCAAAGAAGUGCGAUUCCAUAGCGGACACGACACCAUGUCCCGUUCCAAGAGCUACACUGACAACUCCACUUCCCGUCGACGCAGACGCCGAAGGAACCAAAACCGGAGUUCUUCUGAAAUGCAGAUAAAUCAAAAGAACCUUACUCAUCACAACGCCCAGCCAAAGCACGAACGGCCGGUCUAUGAGAAUGCAACUGAUGCCUCGAGCGUUUGUUCAACUUGUUCCUCCAGUUCGUCGAGUUUGGACGAAUAUGUCUAUAGAAUUCCUGCCCGGAAGCACUAUGGCGGAGUUCGAGUAUCGUAUGUGCCGAAUGAUGCGAUCGCAUAUGAACGCAAGCGUAAACAGAAUUCAACGAGUGACGUUGACAACAAAAACUGCAUCAUAUCAUGACAACCUAUGUCUGUAUCGGAUGAAAUACCUCUUGAGCAACCCUGUUCAUGUCGCACAGGGUGUUUCAAGGGAAUUCUGAAACUUUUUCAAAAACCCUGCGAUCCAAUAAAUUCCGUUUAGAAAAAAAAAAAAAGUAGUCAUCAUAUCAUUUUGGUUUUUCUUGUAAAUAUUUUCUAAGCAUUAAAAAUAAAAAUAAUUUAAAAUUGUUUAAAAACACAAAACUGUUAAAUUUAGUGAUUUAAGUUGGACUUUUAUUUUUUUAUUAUUAUUAUUUAAAAUAUGUAAUGUACAAAUAAAAAUUACAAAAUAGAUAUAUAGUGUAUUUGUGUAUGUCAUUUAGUAAACCGUUAUAUAGGUCCUUGUAAUUAAUGUUUUAGAUUUAAGAUGAAUUUCGAUUUAUUUUAAAAAACCAAAUCAAACGAAAUAAGAAUGCUUCCAAUAUUUUUUAUCAUUGUUAAACUCAUAUCGCACAAGAAUCGAGCAUUAUCAAAAUAAAUAAAUAAAAAUAGAA